This is a messenger RNA of Pseudogymnoascus destructans, 1197 nucleotides long. RefSeq lists its product as uncharacterized. The record is from RefSeq and is a predicted model, not a curated record. NCBI's taxonomy places the organism in Eukaryota, Fungi, Ascomycota, Leotiomycetes, Thelebolales, Thelebolaceae. Gene Ontology annotation, molecular function: nucleic acid binding; zinc ion binding. Bases 1 to 1197 code for a protein of 398 amino acids. The transcript is spliced from 3 exons.
AUGAGGAAAAUGACCUCAAACAUCCCCCAAGACAAUGAUGGUCAACCGUCACGAAUGUCAACGAGACAAACCACCGCUGCAGCUACGACCGCUGCACCCACCGAUGACAUACCGGAUCGAAUGGCAAACCUCGAGAUCCAGAUGCAAGAGAUCAAGGAAAUGAUAGCCAACCUAGCGGCAACCCAGACCAGAAUACCGUCCACGCCACAGGUGGACACCGUCGAAGUUGAGGAGCGACGAACUUCCCCUAUACGAAACACCCCCGAGACAGUUCAGUUGCCGCCUCUUCGAAACACUCGUUCUCCAUCGAUUCCGAGGAUGUAUUCCGAAGACCCUCCGAAUCGCUACAAGAAAUCCACCAUCUCUGAGAAGAUUACGCCGCUCAGCGAUGGGAUAGAACAUACCUUUAUGCAAUGGAGCGCGUCCAUUCGGGACCGCCUCGUAGUCAAUGAGGAUCACUACCCUACCGACGUCUCGAGAAGAGCGUUGAUAUGGGGGACUACGACUGGCCUGGCAAAGAAAUACCUCGAACCCCAAUACCUAUCCGCGACACAUGGUUUCGAGUGCCGACGAGAUGAUGGACCUGCCCGGAACCUCUUCGACGACCUCCAAAUGGGAGAGAAAGGACAUACCAACGAGACUUUCUCAGAGUUCAAAGCUCGCUUCCAAAGUGCAGCUAUUACGGGACAGGUCACAGAGUCGGAAUGGUGUCGGUACAUGUGGAACAAGUUGACCCCUCAAUUCCGUAGCCGCGUAGCGGUUAUCAAAAGUCAAUGGAAGGGAGACUACCACACUAUGGUCCGAGAACUCACCGCCUUCGAUCAGGAGCGACGCCGGAACAACGAGCUAAGCUUCCCGUCCAAGAGCGGCGAGUCGAGCUCCCGAGGACCCGCUCGUCUGAGCUCAUCUAGAACCCAACCGCCGAGGCCUACAAGAAGCCCUCUGGUCUCCUUCCAGAGGACUCCUUUUACGCCCACGGCCCCCAAGCCGGACAUUACAGGCCGCGUGCGGACCGCCGUGCCGGCUACGUCCGGGAACUGUUUCAAGUGCGGCAAGCCGGGCCAUUUCCAAGACAAAUGCCCGCUCAACCCCACCGUCAAGGAGAUUGACCGCGAAGCCCCUGAGGACGAAGAGCAGUGGGAGGAAGCAGUCGCCCACCAGUCGGAUGCGUCCCUGGAGGAAAACGACGAGGCCUAG